Molecule: messenger RNA, 1614 nt
Organism: Dendronephthya gigantea
Lineage: Eukaryota; Metazoa; Cnidaria; Anthozoa; Malacalcyonacea; Nephtheidae
Product: ras-related protein RABH1b-like
Exons: 4
Coding region: 555-1181 (208 amino acids)
Molecular function (GO): GTP binding; GTPase activity
Source: RefSeq, a predicted model, not a curated record
UAAAACAAUUUGAAUCUAACACAAUUUUUGUUUGCGGGGAGACAAAUUUUCAGAUGUGCACGAUUUUCUAAAGCCUGUAUGAAUUUUUCGUGGUUAAGUCACCCACUGUGAGUCACCUGGAGGCGUAAAUUUCCAUUCGCUGUUAGCCGUGAAUAACAGCUUAAUGCGACAAUGGCGCGCGGCCGCAUUAAUGGCAAGACCUGGGAGAACGACAUCGUCACGACAAGGUGCUGUCAAAUUGCACCAAUACAACAAAUUACACGCGUCGUGGUUUUCAAAGGUUUUCAUAUGCUUUUAUUGGAGUUGUUUGUUUUUUAUUUUUUUGUUUUGGGAUACAGAAUCUAAAAACCUAAGUUGAUUAAUUAGUAUGUUUAAACUUUAAAAUCAGAACUUAAUAAUUUGUAUAUUAACAAUCGGAAAUUACGAAAAGCGUUCACCGUUCAACCAAGAUCGCUGAGCUUGCGCCACUUUCAGGCUACUGUAUUACGUCAUUCAACUUUGAUAGAAGGUGACGUCACAAACCCCUAUUACGCGCAACUCCACACGACUCUAGCAUGAGAAGUUCAAUGGAAGCUGAAAAUGUAGAACACAAAUUAAUAGUCCUUGGAAAUCAAGGAGUUGGUAAAACGGCACUGGUAACAAGAUUAGUUUAUGAUGUUUUUGAAGAUAUUAAUACUUCAACCAUUGGGAUGGAUUUCUUCACCAAAACUAUUUUCUUAGAAGAUCGUCCUAUAAGAUUUAAAAUGUGGGAUACCGCAGGACAAGAACGAUUUCAUUGUCUUUUACCUGCCUACCUCCGGGACUCUACCAUCGCAUUGAUUGUUUAUGACAUCACUAAAAAAGCAAGUUUCGAUGAUGUGAGCAACUGGAUGUUGAAGAUCCGAUCAGAAAGGGGGAAUAACGUUGUCAUUAUAUUGAUAGGCAAUAAAAGUGACGCACAUGCGAAUAGACAGGUUGAAUAUGAAGAAGCUCUUACCAAAGCUGAAAUGAUGAACAUUAGUUUUAUCGAAACAAGCGCAAAGACUGGCGCAAACAUUAACGAAUUGCUCCAAAUGAUAUUAUUUCCAGAACAACCUUACUUGCGACCGUAUCACACGAUCGAGAAAACCUGGAAAGAGAAAAUCUUGCUUGGUGGAGGAAGUGCAUCGCAACAUUCGUUGAACAAAAGAUGUUCUUGUUAACAAUCCAUAAACGAUAGUUCCAUAAGUUCAUUAUAUUUUCAAUGAGAUACGGAAGAACAUGCAAGGGUGCAAAGAACAAAAUUUAACAAGUGCGGUAGUGGCUUGAAUUACAGAAUUACUAAUUGAAUAGGAAUGACUAUAUCUAUAAUCACGCCACGCUACUCAAAGUCUGUCAUUUUUGAACAAGUGCAAUUUCGCAAUUAUGCAAUUAAUUAUUGCUAUUAUGUGUGGAGUGCUUUCAUUGGCGAUAUGAGCUAAGCGGACAGUCCUUUAUACCUAUGAUCCUUGAUCCUUCAAAGCGUAUUUGGAUCAGUGCAUGUCUAGCGUGCAUUCCUGGAAAACAAUCGAAGCAAAACAUCAUUGUACCAAAUGCCAAUGAUACGUUGAAGAGACAACAUCUAUAACUGUUGAUUAAUUUCUUUAUUAACAAAUU